CAGGAUUAACAGGAGGAGGAAAGAGUGCAGAGAGAGAGAGAGCGGCACUGAGACAGGCUUGGAUCCGUUUACCGCCGCUUACACAGACCACAUCUCUGAAAUAACCUCAGUCCUUACAACAGCUUAAUGUUGGAUGGCCAUGGCAUUGGCUACUGCCUUCCUAUCUGAAGACCAGUUCACCUGCUCAAUUUGUCUGGAAGUGUUCAACAACCCAGUGUCAACACCAUGUGGCCACAGCUUCUGCCAGGCCUGCAUCUCCUCCUACUGGGACAGAGGAAGAGGAGGAGGGGGCGCUGCCAAGUCCUACCAGUGUCCCCUCUGCAAGGAGUCCUUCCGCAAGCGACCAGAGCUUCAUAUCAACCGAACCCUGAAGGAAAUCACUGAACAGUUCAAGUGGAUGGCCAGCUCUGGACUUUCAAUGGAUGGAAGAGGUGGAGGGGGAGUGGAGGAUUCCAACUCGCAUCCUCACCAUCAUCAUCAUCGCCCGAGCCUGUCUCUGGCCCAGAAGCCGGCGGAGAUGCCGGAGAGCGUAUUUGCUGAGAUGAUGACUCGUUUUCAGCGGCUGCAGACUCCUGGGGUGUCUGCCACCACCUUUCUCCCUCCCAGUGACUCUCACCCACAAAGCCCCAGUCCAGUUAAUGCUCAUCUGUCUUUCCAGGGUCAGAACAAUGAGUACAACGACCCGCCUCCACCCUACUCAUCUCCCCGCAGGUACACUCUGAGCGGCCCCAGUGACUCCUCCCCCAGUCUGCCUCUGUGUCCCAUCCACCUGAGAGCUCUGGAGUUCUUUUGUCGGACUGACAACACCUGUGUCUGCAGCGUUUGUGUGGAGGCAGCAGAGCAUCGAUUACACCACGUCAUCCCUGCCAAAAGAGAGUGGCACAUCAAGAAGUCCCAGUUAGGUAUUUCAGAGGUGGAGCUGAAGGAUCUAAUCGGUGUCAAAGAGAGGAAAGUGGAGGAAAUGCACACCUCCUUACGAGAGAUACAGGCUGCUGCAGAAAGAGAGACGGAGGGAGCGGUUUGUGCGUUUUCCAAGCUGAUCUCCAGUGUGGAACGCUGCCAAGCCGAAGUCUUGGAGGUGAUCGAGAUGAGUCUGCGAUCGGCUGAGCACAGAGCUCAGAGCCUGCUCAGAGAGCUGGAGGAGGAGAUAGCAGAGCUAAAAAAGAGGAGUACAGCACUGAGCCAGCUGGCAGUGUCUGAAGACUACAUACACUUUCUCAAG
Molecule: messenger RNA, 1222 nt
Organism: Morone saxatilis (striped sea-bass)
Lineage: Eukaryota; Metazoa; Chordata; Actinopteri; Moronidae
Product: E3 ubiquitin-protein ligase TRIM21-like
Molecular function (GO): protein binding; zinc ion binding
Source: RefSeq, a predicted model, not a curated record